AAACAGCGAUAAAGAAAUACUUUACAAAAGCAAACCUCCGAGCAAAAACAAGACAUCUUCUGAGGUAUCUAGGUAGGUAGUUAAAGUCUGUGGGAAGAAAACAACGUCAUAAAUUGUUUUACCAUUUCUCCGCCAGCCUAGCAUCUAUCCCAAACAUCUAUUGUUCCCGGGUAACACAUGACUCCACAGAAAACUUUGCAUAUCCCCAGAUAGCAUCGUCAUAAAAGUUUCGGAUAGAUAGUUUUUGUGAGGGGAGGACCUUCUGAUUAUUAUGUAUGCAUGAAUAUGCGUGUAUGGAUAUCGAAUGGGAAGACGCGAGAUAUGGAUCGAGAAAGUGUAAAAAUUGAGAGCUAUGGGCUCGUUGCCAAUUAUGUGGAUUUGGGAACCGAUAAAGAAGCUUCCAAGCAUUGUUGAAGUGGACAAUGCCUGUGUUGAAGAGUGAGGUGGAUGGAGACAAGUCACAAGUAACAUGUACUCAUAGACCAUCAUCAAUUCCAGAACCAUAUAUUGGAUUAUAAUCUCCCAUUUCAAAUAAUGUUUUCUGGUAGAUCAUAAUAACAAUAUAUCAACAUGAACAAAAUGGCCAUGAGAAAUCCUACAAUAACACAUCAUCCCCAACCAUUGAGGGCAAGUCCCGUAUCAAAUGAGGAUGACGAAGUUCAAAUCCGUUUGGACGAUAGUCGAUACCGUAGUUUUCCACCACCAAGACGAGUUGUGCAACGAAGCAAUAUGCCCAUACCAAUGCAAGAGUUUGAAUUUCCCAAAAGGUCAAACGAAGCCAUAACAAAUUUCCCGCCUAUCGGUGAAACUCGGUAUAUAGAAGUACAACCAUACAGAACAAGUGAGGAUGGCUUCGUCAGUCUAAAAAGUGGGGAUACUAUCAUACAAAAUAAGAGGGCGAGUAGAAGUCGACCAUGGAUGCAAACACUACAGACACAGGAUAGAAUACGAAGAUAUAGGAAAAAGCGACCAGUGACUACGUGGAUGAAAUGGAUGAAUAGUGACUGGAAGAAUCGUGAGUGAUCAUAUGUCUUUAUGUGGGAGUUUUACUAACUGUAGCAGAUAUUGUUGCUGUUAUUGGAGAAUUGAUCGGGACGACACUUUUUCUUUUCUUUGGCUAUGCAGGUAUUGAGGUUGCUAGACUUCAAGGUCGUGAGCCACCAGAUCUCGAGGUCUUGUUCUAUAUAUCAGCAACUUUCGGAGCCAGUCUUAUGGUUAAUGCUUGGAUAUUUUUUCGCAUUAGUGGAGGAUUGUUUAAUCCAGCGGUAAGUGUAAGAUUCUUGUCGAGGAAGCUUUAAGCUAACAUUAGCAGGUAACAUUGGCACUUGCCUUACUAAAAGCAGUGUCACCAGUCCGUGCUGUUCUUCUAGUAAUCACACAACUUGGCGCUUCAGGUUUAGCAGCUAUUCUCGUAAAAGAGAUUUUCCCGAAUCAACUUGACGUCGCCACCUCACUUGGAAGCGGUACUUCUAUGGCCCAAGGGUUUGUUAUCGAGGCUAUUACUACAGCAGCUUUGAUCUUCACUAUCAUAAUGUUAGCAGUGGAGAAACAUAAAGCUACAUUUGUAGCACCCAUCGGUAUCGGAUUGGCUCUAUUUGUUGCUCAUAUGGUGGCUGUUCCCUUUACUGGAGCAUCCUUGAAUCCAGCUCGUAGUUUUGGUCCAUCAGCGAUUGUUUGGAGCUUUCCACGAGAACAUUGGAUAUAUUGGGUCGGUCCACUUCUGGGAGCCGGGUUGGCAGUUCUCUUCUUCAGAUUAAUUAAGUUGCUGGAAUAUGAAAUGGCCAAUCCGGGACAGGAUGGAGAUCCUGAAAACGAUCCAACACAGAAUCCUAAACAUGAUGUUGCACAGCAUGCCAAUGAAAGAGAGGAAGAAGUGCUUGGAUUAAGUAAUGGAAAGUCGUGGUAUAGGGAUGAGUCUAGUAGUGAAUCGAUGAGAAGGAAAGAUUCCGUCAACAGUUUUAUAGGAAAUAGGAGAUCGAUGGAUCGAAGGGGUGAAAUGUGGGGGAGAUUAGAUGAUGUGGAAGCUCAAUGGCGAAGACAACAACAUGGAAAUUUCAUAUAAAGGACACUCGACAGGCUCAAGGAGAUGCUUAAUAAAGAUACAAUGAAUAGACUGUAAAAGAUUCAGAACCAAUCUUGCUGCUCCAGGCGUCUCCUCAAAUCAACAAUGUUGGCCAUUGUAGAUCCUUCGAAUGACCGAGUUAUCUUGAGGCGAUGAUCAUGACUGCUAGUUCACCAGUGGCUCAAUGCAUUACCACUCAACAAUCAUCAAUCUCACUUCA
Messenger RNA from Sclerotinia trifoliorum, 2282 nucleotides. NCBI's taxonomy places the organism in Eukaryota, Fungi, Ascomycota, Leotiomycetes, Helotiales, Sclerotiniaceae. The record is from the annotation of a GenBank genome assembly.